Rotaria sordida is the source of this 949-nucleotide messenger RNA. NCBI's taxonomy places the organism in Eukaryota, Metazoa, Rotifera, Eurotatoria, Philodinida, Philodinidae. The record is from the annotation of a GenBank genome assembly.
AUGUCAAAAAACGAUUGUAAUCCAACAUCAUCGACAUCAGUUCUUAUAAAUACAUUGAUUGUUCAAGAAAUCUCGACUUUAAUUAAUAAUAAUCAAUUUAAUGAAGCUCUUGAGUAUCUAAAAUCUUUAACUGAACAACAAAUCUAUGAUAACACAUGGGAUUUAUGUACCUAUCUAUUGGAUUUAUCAGAAAAACCAUCAGAUAAAUUAUGUAAUGAAUAUGAAUUAUAUUCACAAGAUGCCUUAAUAUAUGUAGCAGAACAUGGUAAUCCUCGUGAAAUGUUAAUUAUAAUGCUUGAACAAACGGAUAAAUUUAUAUCUGAUGAAGCUUUUUUAUUUCAUAUAAAAUUAUUUCUUAUAAUUAUUAAACGUUUACCAUUAAAACCUAGUUUAAUAACAUCAAUUGAUGAUAUUCUUUCAUUAUUAAAAUGUCAUUUGACUGCACUCGAAUUACCAACAAUUAAUAAUGAUUUUGCAGGUAAAGAUUUAUUAGUAUUUAAUCAUGAUCAACGUGUUACACAUUUACUUAAACUUACUCAAUUCUAUAUUGAUUUUAUUUGUCAACUUCGUGAUUAUUUUUCAACAACAAAUAUAAAUAAUAUUUUUUCUAUUCUAACAAAAUAUUUAAUUUCUCUUUUACAAGAACCACUUUCAUCACUUAGUUAUGAACCUAUUAAUUCACAAGAAAGUUCAUCAUUUACAUUAAUUCGUCCAUUAUUAGAUUGUUUAUUUACACUUAAUCCAAAUCCAAUUCAAUUAAUUAAUGAUAAAGAACAACAAUCUAUUUUAAUUUAUUUACUAUUAACAAAAAAUAAUUAUUUUUCAUUAUUACCAUGUGUUUAUUCAUCAUAUUUUUAUCUUAUUCUUAGUAUUCCAUCUAUUCAACAAUUAAGUAAUGAUCAUGAACAUGUUAUGUUAACAGAAAAAGCAUGUGUACUUGUAUCAAAUG